Molecule: messenger RNA, 1032 nt
Organism: Alternaria atra
Lineage: Eukaryota; Fungi; Ascomycota; Dothideomycetes; Pleosporales; Pleosporaceae
Exons: 1
Coding region: 1-1032 (343 amino acids)
Source: RefSeq, a predicted model, not a curated record
AUGAUUUCCAAGAUCCAAGCCGCUGCCAUCCUUGGCUCCCUUGCUGCCUCCGUCAGCGCCCACGGCCACUUGUCUGCCCUCAAGGUUGACGGCCAGGACUACACUGCCUACGACCCUUCUUUCCAGUACCAGACCCCCUCUCCCGAGGUCAUUGAGUGGUCCUGCCCCGAGUGCUUGGACAACGGUUUCGUCGACCCAUCCAUGUACGACGAUGCCACCAAGAUUGCUUGCCACAAGGACGCAACUGCUGGUGCUAAGGUCGCCAAGGUCGCUGCUGGUGGUAAGCUCGACAUCUCAUGGACCGCCUGGCCCGAGUCCCACGUCGGUCCCGUCAUCGACUACCUCGCCAAGGUUGAAGAUGCCACCGCCGCCAAGUCGACCGACCUUGAGUUCUUCAAGAUCGACGCUGCUGGUUUCGAGGACGGCAAGUGGGCUUCUGACAAGCUCAUCGCCAACAACAACACCUGGUCCGUAACCGUCCCAGAGAGCAUCGCCCCUGGCCAGUACGUUCUCCGUCACGAAAUCAUCGCUCUCCACUCCGCCGGCCAGGAGAACGGUGCUCAGAACUACCCCAAGUGCAUCAACAUCGAGGUCACUGGAUCCGGUACUGCUACCCCCAAGGGCACUCCCGCCAACAAGCUCUACACCGCCACCGACCCCGGUAUCAAGGUCAACGUCUACGGUGGUGACAUGUCCAGCUACGAGAUGCCUGGUCCUGCUCUGUUCGAUGGUGCUAGCUCCGGCUCUGGCAACGCUUCCAGCCCCAAGCCUUCUGCCUCCGCCCCUGCUGCUUCUACUCCUGCCGCUUCCACUCCUGCUGCUACCAGCGCCGCCGCUGUUAACGCUGUCGCCACUCCUGCUGCCUCUUCCACCCCGGCUGCUACUUCCGCUGCCGCCCCUGCCUCAUCUGGCAGCUCCAGCAUUGCCGACAAGGAGUUCACUCUCGACACCUUCAUCUCCUGGCUCGAGGAGAAGGCCGGAUCUUCAUCCAGCCAGAAGGUUCGCCGCCACCCCCGCGCUUUCCGCGUCUAA